AUGGGUCUAUCAUCCGAGUUAGGUGUUUGGUUGAAAGAGAAAGUGUCAUGUGAAAUCAGAGAGUCGACUUCAAUGAUGUGGAAGAGGUCGAUUGUGCAAGCCAGGGCUGUGUGUGGAAAGUGCGUUUGCGCAGCUGCAACCCUACAGCUGACGCUGACCCUGCUUCUGCUGACCUCUGGCGUGGGGUUAAGUUCCGGAGCAGACCUUGUGAUUGAAAUCCCUGGAUGGGGUGGGGCAGAGGGUGAAGAAGCUCACUAUAGGCUAGACUAUCGGCCACCACAUGGCUCACCUGCGCCUAAUUUCACCGUGCCAGCUCGUGCUUCUACAAUUAAUUUUCAAGGACUUCCUGGUACAAAGUACCAUUUCAUGCUCUUCUACUCAAAUGCUACUUUUGCUGAUCUAUUAACAUGGAAUCAGACAAUCAUUACUGCACCGGAACCACCUACAAAUCUGACGGUUACCCUUGGCCGCAACAAGCAAGCGGCUAUAUCUUGGUCUCCACCAGCCCAUGGGGAUUAUACUGCAUUUAGGUUUAAGGUCAUCCCUCUAACGGAACGCGCUGAGGGUGGAACACGGAACAUCACAGUAGAGGGUGGUGGCAACUGGACUCAUGUGCUCCGAGACCUUUCCCCCGGAGCCACCUAUCAAUUACAUGCCUUCACGCUGCUGCACGACAAGGAAAGCGCCGCUUAUGCUUCUUUUAACUUUACAACCAAGCCAAAUACACCUGGGAAAUUUAUCGUCUGGUUCCGAAACGAGACCACUCUGCUGGUGCUUUGGCAGCCGCCUUACCCACCCGGGGCCUAUACACAUUAUAAGGUAUCCAUAGAACCAAGAGAUGCGCGGGACUCCGAACUAUAUGUGGAGAAGGAAGGUGAACCGCCGGGACCUGCGCAGGCGGCGUUCAAGGGUCUGGUCCCGGGCCGAGCGUACAACAUCUCCGUGCAGACUGUAUCCGACGCACAGCUAUCCCCGCCCACUACCGCACAGUACCGUACUGUCCCACUGCGACCGCGGAACGUCAGUGUAGACUCGAGUUUACUGAGCGAAACUUCGUUCACCGUCACUUGGUUGCCACCUGCGGAGAAUAGUGAAUUCCAGAAGUACCAAAUAUCGGUGUCAAGCGCUGGUGGAGGUGCCGGAGCGACUGCCCGAAGGCUCCCACCGGCGGUUCGGGGCCGGGACGAUCCACCACUUUGUUCCUUCGAUGGUCUAGAACCGGGGGCUCACUAUGCAGUCACUGUGAAGACGAUGUCCGGAAAAGUUACCUCCUGGCCUGCUGCUACAGAACUAACUCUCAAACCGCUGCCUGUGACACAAGUGGGAUGGCGCUAUGCAGAACCGAGUGAAGUGAACUCAGCAGGGGGCGUGGCGGGAGAAGGCGUGCUCGUCUGGUGGAGCCCCGCCUCGAAUAGCACGCAAGACGAGUUUAAAGUGUCGUAUCACGAAGCUGGUGAGUCACGCGACGACAGCAGCGCGAUCAGCACGUCAAAUAACAACGUGACCCUCGAAGCUCUGCUGCCUGGCCGCAAUUAUACUGUCACGGUGGUGGCUGUAUCACGCGGGGUGCAGUCGAAUGAGAGCGCAGUGAGCGUAGCAACUCGCCCCUUGGCACCAGUCCUACGCGCCGCGGUCCCCUCGCGGACCUCACUGCGUCUCGACUGGAGCUCCGACGUCAACUCGAAGCAAGACCACUACGACCUACGCUACAGACGACAGGACGUUGACGCGCCAGAACAAGAGCCUUUUAAAACGCUAAAGACAACGGAAACAACGGCGACCCUAGAAGGAUUAGAGCCCGGUGCCGUUUACGAGGUUCAAGUAGCAGCUGCACGACUGGAACUGAGGAGUGAAUGGCUAGUGGUAGUACAGGCUGUACGACCACUACCCGCACAGUGGGUAUCCGUGGAGCGUGCUACCUCCAAUGCGGUGGUGGUGAGAUGGCUGGGGCCACCUGGUGGCGCUUUGGGUGCAUAUUCGCUGCGGUACCGCCCUGGUUCAGCGCCGUGGCGCAGAUUGCCACCGCUGCCUCCAGACGCUGCGCACGCUGAGAUUGCUAAUAUGACACACGGCGAACGCUACACAAUUGCGCUCGACACACUCAGCAAAACAGCGCGCGGGGAAGCUGUUGACAGCGGCGAUCCGCGGCUCGCUAUUCACACAGUUCGACCAAACCCCGUAUCAAAUGUGGCUCAAUUAGCUGACACUCGUAACAUGACCCUGGAAUGGCCACGGCCUGAGGGUAGAGUUGACUGGUACCGAGUGACGUGGUGGCCUAGUGAAGACGAGAGCGGUAACGGGGGUGAGGCGGGCGCAGCGGAGGGUGGAGGGGCGCGUAACGUAAGCGCGGGAGAAGGACGCAGCGCGAGGGUUUUAUUAUCGGGCCUUGAACCCGGUUGGGGGUAUACCGUGGCGAUCACUUCGCACUCCUAUAAUCUCUCUAGCGACCUAUUUACUAUGCACACGCGAACACGACCACUAAUUCAGUCUGAAAUGACUAUCGUCACGCAAAAUGGAGGCGAAGAGAGCGAGGAUAAUGAUACAAUGCCUGCAUUUUUGGUGAUCUACACUCGCACGCCAGAAACAGCAGCACGCUUUGAUGCGUACCGGGUGCGGCUAGAAGCACUGGGCGAAGAGGCGCGUGAGGAAAGACGCGCAGCUGAUGCAGCGCCAAGACAGGUUUCCUUCCGAGGGCUUACGCCGGGGCGUCUCUACAAUAUCACCAUGUGGACACUCUCCCACAACGUAUCAUCACACCCCGUGCAACGCCAGGCGCGGCUCUUUCCACGGCCGAUAUCACAGCUGAACGCUACCGAAAUCGGUGCGCGCGAGAUCACCUUGACCUGGGAUCGACCGGCCGGAGACUGGAGUUCAUUCGAGGUGCAGUACUUGGCCAGCGCCGACCAGCUCGAGAGUAGGUCUACUUCGCGCACGACCCUCACCCUGGCCCCCCUAGCCCCGUACACAUCAUACACCUUCACCGUCGAGGUACUAUCAGGGACGCCGGCCACGAUCCUCACUAGAUCGCGCGCUCUCUCAGCCGCGUUCAGGACCCUUCCAGCCCCGCCAGCCAUACCGUCAUCCUUCCACCCCACUGACGCUAAACCAACAGAGCUCACGUUCCAAUGGGAUCUGCCGGCUGCUUCCCGCCAUGGUGAACUUCUCCGCUUCAUCCUGGAGUAUUGGCCCCAGGGUGCCACAGACUUCUCUCGAACUGUGACCUUUCCACCUGACGCCAGUUCAGGUGUAGUGCGUGGUCUGCGUGCUGGCAUAACAUAUGAGUUCGAGCUACGUGGGGAAACGAAUGCUGGUCGCGGUGCAGCAGCGCGCUGGCGACAGCACAUGGCUAUAGCGGCUCCACCACGGCCACGCGCGCACGCAUUACCUUCGGCUGUGCGCCGUACCUCGUCCACAGUGGUUGUGCGCUUCCGCGCCGAUUAUUUCUCGCCGGCGAAUGGCAACGUGACAGCGUACACUCUUGUCCUCGCUGAAGAACCGCGCAACGACACGCCAGCGCGUCUGCCGUCCUGGCGCGAUGUGCAUCGCUUGCCGCUCUGGCCGCCGUACCAGGUAACAGAGCCCUACUACCCGUUUCACUCGAGCGCUGUAGAAGAAUUUACUAUUGGGUCCGAGCGUUGCGAGGGUGGCGGUCGAGCCUACUGCAACGGACCCCUGAAGCCGAACACGAAAUACUUCGUCAAGCUUCGCGCAUUCACAGCUCCCGAUAAAUUUACUGACACUGCCUACACCACCAUCUACACGGAGGCGGAUAACACAGCGUGGAUUGCUGGUGGGGCGGUGCUGGCUGCGGUGGUGAUAGCUGGUGGUAUCGGUGCAGCGGUGUGGCGACGUCGAUCCCGUCUCUCCGCCCGCCCUACGCCCCGUACCCACCUGCCUGCCUCUCGACCAGUCCGUGUUGCUGACUUCAUAGACCACUACAGGCUUAUGUCCGCCGAUUCCGACUUCAGAUUCAGUGAGGAGUUCGAGGAGUUGAAGAACGUGGGACGGGAGCAGGCGUGCUCUGCAGCAGAUCUGCCGGUCAACCGACCUAAAAACCGGUUCACGAACAUUCUGCCCUACGACCACUCGCGGUACAAGCUGCAGCCAGUCGAUGAUGAAGAAGGCUCCGAUUAUAUAAACGCCAACUACGUACCCGGAGACAACUCGCCGCGAGAGUUUAUUGUCACCCAAGGCCCACUACACUGCACCCGAGAUGACUUCUGGCGCAUGUGUUGGGAGUCUGGGUCGAGGGCGAUUGUUAUGCUGACACGUUGCGUCGAAAAGGGACGCGAGAAAUGCGACCGUUACUGGCCGUACGACACACGGCCCGUAUACUACGGCGACAUCGCCGUGACAGCGCUAAACGAGAGCCGCUACCCCGACUGGACGGUUAGCGAGCUCGCUGUAUGCCGUGGUGCUGAGCAGCGCGUCCUCACACACUUCCACUUCACCACGUGGCCAGAUUUCGGUGUACCAGACCCGCCGACCACGCUCGCCCGCUUCGUCCGCGCAUUCCGCGACCGCUGUCCGCCGGACUCGCGGCCCGUGGUCGUCCACUGCAGCGCCGGUGUAGGUCGCUCUGGUACCUUCAUCACGCUCGAUCGUGCGUUACAGCAACUGACGCGUCACGCGGAGUACCUGGACAUCUUUGGCAUGGUGCAUGCGAUGCGCCGCGAGCGUGUCUGGAUGGUUCAGACGGAGCAGCAGUAUAUCUGUAUACAUCAGUGCGUGGUUGCUGCACUCGAAGGUCACGACUUGGCGCCCCCGCCGCCCAACAACCACCAUCACAAUGCUGCGUUUGAAGACGACGAGGGCAUCGCAGAGUCAGGAAUGUGA
Molecule: messenger RNA, 4836 nt
Organism: Leptosia nina
Lineage: Eukaryota; Metazoa; Arthropoda; Insecta; Lepidoptera; Pieridae
Source: the annotation of a GenBank genome assembly